AAACGACGUAGUUUUCCUGGGGCAAAGAAUCUCCUCGCAUCAGUACCAGUGGCUUGUCCCCUAAGUCGACUAGUUUCUUUCUCCUCUAUAUUUCUCAGAAUCAAAAAGCAAAACAAAGACUCAGAUCGCACACAAAUACUAUCAGCAAAGCAAAUACGCAGUAAAAGAUAGACCCAAGCAGAUAUGGCUCGAUAUGAUCGUGCAAUAACAGUGUUUUCUCCGGAUGGACAUUUGUUCCAAGUGGAGUACGCUCUCGAAGCCGUUCGCAAAGGAAACGCUGCCGUUGGUGUUCGCGGUACUGACGUCGUCGUUCUCGGUGUCGAGAAGAAAUCGACCGCCAAACUUCAAGAUGCUAGAACGGUGAGGAAGAUUGUUUCCUUGGAUGAUCACGUAGCACUAGUAUGUGCCGGAUUAAAAGCAGAUGCACGUGUUUUGGUGAAUAGGGCUCGCAUUGAAUGUCAGAGCCAUAGACUGACUGUUGAGGAUCCUGUAACUGUUGAAUAUAUAACACGUUACAUUGCUGGUCUGCAACAGAAGUACACACAAAGCGGUGGUGUGAGACCAUUUGGUCUUUCAACCUUGAUUGUUGGUUUUGAUCCCUAUACAGGUGUUCCAUCUCUUUAUCAGACAGAUCCAUCAGGAGCAUUUUCAGCAUGGAAAGCCAAUGCUACUGGGAGAAACUCAAAUUCAAUGCGAGAGUUUCUGGAGAAGAACUAUAAAGAAACUGCUGGGCAAGAAACUGUGAAGUUAGCAAUUCGUGCUUUGCUUGAAGUUGUUGAGAGUGGAGGAAAGAACAUAGAAAUUGCCGUGAUGACAAAAGAGCACGGCCUGCGGCAGCUUGAAGAAGCAGAAAUUGAUGCUAUUGUCGCUGAGAUUGAAGCAGAGAAAGCAGCAGCAGAGGCAGCAAAGAAGGCUCCUCCAAAGGAAACCUAGAUUUAUUGUAGUUUCCAUCUAUUAUCUUGUACUGAGUGAUUAGUUUCUCUAUACUGCAUCACUUUGUUAUGUUUGAUAUUAAUUUCUUUGCUAAAGCAACAUCUCAUUUGAGGACUCCACCCUGUUUUGCGUUCCUCCCUAAUAUUGGUGUUUGCCUUACGGAAAUGGUCGGUUAA
Molecule: messenger RNA, 1109 nt
Organism: Jatropha curcas
Lineage: Eukaryota; Viridiplantae; Streptophyta; Magnoliopsida; Malpighiales; Euphorbiaceae
Product: proteasome subunit alpha type-7
Biological process (GO): ubiquitin-dependent protein catabolic process
Cellular component (GO): proteasome core complex; proteasome core complex, alpha-subunit complex
Source: RefSeq, a predicted model, not a curated record